Molecule: messenger RNA, 2933 nt
Organism: Xenopus laevis (African clawed frog)
Lineage: Eukaryota; Metazoa; Chordata; Amphibia; Anura; Pipidae
Gene: papss1.L
Product: 3'-phosphoadenosine 5'-phosphosulfate synthase 1
Biological process (GO): sulfate assimilation; 3'-phosphoadenosine 5'-phosphosulfate biosynthetic process
Molecular function (GO): sulfate adenylyltransferase (ATP) activity; ATP binding; adenylylsulfate kinase activity
Source: RefSeq, marked provisional
GCACACAUUCACAGCCAGACCCUACAUCCGGCGCAGCAUGGAGAUAAGCGAGAGCAGCCACAAAAAGGUGAAGCUGAGCGGAAAGCUACAGAACUUGGGGAUGCAGCGGGCGACUAAUGUUACAUAUCAAGCACACCAUGUCAGCAGGAACAAGAGAGGGCAAGUGGUGGGAGCAAGGAGUGGCUUUCGGGGCUGCACAGUAUGGCUGACAGGUCUUUCUGGAGCUGGAAAGACUACAGUAAGCAUGGCUCUAGAGGAGUACCUAGUGUGCCACGGCAUCCCCUGCUACACUCUGGAUGGUGAUAACAUCCGCCACGGACUUAGUAAAAAUCUUGGUUUCUCCCAGGAAGACCGUGAGGAGAACAUCCGUCGUAUUGCUGAAGUUGCCAAGCUGUUUGCAGAUGCUGGGCUUGUGUGUAUUGCCAGUUUCAUAUCCCCUUAUGCUAAGGAUCGUAACAAUGCCAGGCAAAUCCAUGAGGUUGCAAGCCUUCCAUUUUAUGAAGUGUUUGUGGAUGCCCCACUGUACAUUUGUGAGCAGCGAGAUGUGAAAGGACUAUAUAAAAAGGCACGUGCCGGUGAAAUCAAAGGUUUCACUGGGAUUGAUGCGGAGUAUGAAAAACCUGAAGCCCCAGAGUUGGUGCUAAAAACAGAUUCGUGUGAGGUAAAUGAUUGCAUCCAGCAAGUUGUUGAACUUUUACAAGAAAUGGAUAUUGUGCCAGUGGAUGCAUCCUAUGAGGUCAAAGAGCUAUAUGUGCCAGAAAAUAAGCUCCAGCUGGCAAAGACUGAUGCAGAGACUUUGCCUACUCUGGAAAUCAAUAAGGUGGAUAUGCAGUGGGUGCAAGUGCUAGCAGAAGGAUGGGCAACACCAUUAAAUGGCUUUAUGAGAGAGAGGGAGUACCUGCAGUGCCUCCAUUUUGACUGUUUAUUGGAUGGAGGAGUCAUCAACCUGUCUGUGCCAAUAGUACUGACAGCUACCAGUGAUGAUAAGCAGAGGCUUGAUGGAUGCACAGCAUUUGCUUUGGUGUAUGAAGGAAAACGAGUUGCCAUUCUACGUCAUCCUGAGUUUUAUGAACACAGGAAAGAGGAGCGUUGUGCUAGGCAAUGGGGAACAACCUGUAAGGACCAUCCAUAUAUUAAGAUGGUUUUGGAAAGUGGGGAAUGGCUGGUUGGAGGAGAUUUGCAAGUCCUUGAUCGGAUUUAUUGGAAUGACGGACUGGAUCAGUACAGGCUCACACCUGCCGAACUUAAGCAAAAGUUUAAAGAUAUGAAUGCUGAUGCAGUGUUUGCCUUCCAGCUGCGCAACCCAGUGCACAAUGGGCAUGCCCUGUUAAUGCAGGACACACACAAGCAGUUGUUGGAGAGGGGUUACCGUCGUCCUGUCCUCCUUCUUCACCCGCUGGGAGGUUGGACAAAGGAUGAUGAUGUGCCGCUUAUGUGGCGUAUGAAGCAGCAUGCAGCUGUCCUUAAAGAAGGUGUGCUUGAUCCAGAGACCACUGUUGUGGCCAUCUUCCCAUCACCAAUGAUGUAUGCAGGUCCUACUGAGGUUCAGUGGCACUGCAGGGCCCGAAUGGUGGCGGGUGCUAAUUUCUACAUAGUGGGCCGAGAUCCAGCAGGGAUGCCGCAUCCUGCAACUGGAAAGGAUCUCUAUGAACCAACGCAUGGCGCCAAAGUACUUACCAUGGCUCCUGGUCUCAUCUCUCUGGAGAUUGUUCCAUUUCGCGUAGCAGCUUAUAACAAGAAAAAGAAAUGUAUGGACUAUUUUGACUCUGCUCACCCUGAAGACUUUGACUUCAUAUCCGGGACAAGAAUGCGCAGACUGGCUCGUGAAGGGCAGAAUCCUCCAGAUGGCUUUAUGGCUCCAUCAGCCUGGACAGUGCUAAAGGAAUAUUACCAGUCCUUAGAAAAGGCAUAAAGCUUUUACUUGGCAGCAUAAACAUCGGUCCAAUUUGUUUUUUCAGACUGGCUUAAAGGGAACGUUUACUUUUGGCAAAGUCCUACCAAAGUGGUAGAACUUUACAAAAGAACAUCACCCAUUGCAACAAGGUUUAAAAAUGCUUCUUUUAUGAUCUAUAAACUGUUUAAAUGGCCACUUAAAGAUGCAUUCUCAAGAGAGAGCGAGAAGGGGGUCAAAACCCCCCCCCCCUCAUGCACUACCAAAAGCAGUAGGGUGUAAGUAGAGCGUUGGGUUAAGCAAAUUUUGUGUAUGUGUGGUUUCAGCUAACCGGAUCAUCUGAAGAGAAAAAGAUUGAUCACACAUGCAUAGUAAUGCUUUUCUCCACUCUCCACCCCUGUUACCGAUCUCUGUAUCAGUGCACAUUUUAAUUAUUAAAGGAGCCACUUUUUAAACUUGAUUGUAAUGGUAAAGUUCUCAUUUUGCAAAGUGCUAACACUCUAGUAGUCUUUGCAAAAGGUGAACAUCCUCUUUAAGGUCUUUAAUCUUUGCUUGCUUUUUAGGUCAAUUUUAACUGAGUGUCCUUUAAAUACUGUAGUUAUAAUCAUAUUUAUUGCUAAUCCUACCUCCAUUAUGCUUUGCUCUUUGACAAAACUUUGGGUCGCUGGCGAUUCUUUAUGGUCACACGUGCCAGUAUUGGUCAUUCCAUCAAUUACAAGUUUUAAUAUUAGUGGCACUUUUUUACAUCAGCACAUACUGUUAAAAGUAUUCCACUAUUUUUGGAUAUGCUCUCUACGCAUAUAUGAAAGUGGUGUUAACGUUUCAAUUAGGAUUUUGUCUCUCUCUGGGACCAAAUGUGGCUUAAAACUUUAAGAUGUUACAAUCUUUGUUUUUUAAAAAGGGGGAGGGGUCUCAUGGCAGCCCCACUGGAAAUACAUUUUAUCACCUACAUUACAUUGAUGAAGCCCUUGGCUUGUCUUGGGACGCACUUCAUUUACAUACGUUCUGUUUCAUCAUUUGUGUGCCUGGAAAGCUAAGUGGA